This is a messenger RNA of Xiphias gladius (swordfish), 4847 nucleotides long. It is a transcript of the gene proser1, whose product is annotated as proline and serine rich 1. The transcript has 12 exons. The coding region runs from base 497 to 2890 and encodes 797 amino acids. Lineage: Eukaryota; Metazoa; Chordata; Actinopteri; Istiophoriformes; Xiphiidae. The record is from RefSeq and is a predicted model, not a curated record.
GCUAGCAAGAGUGCUAUCUUUCUUAGCGUGUCAUUUUGGGAUUUUCUUUAAUUUUUUAGUGAAUUUUUACAUUUUCCAGUCUCUGUUGUACUUAUCGUCAGCAUUAGAUUUAAACUUAGCUUGAACAAAUAGAUGUGCAGAUAUUUCAUUUGCAUUUUCGAGUUGGGUUUUCUGGCGCUGUGCUCUGCAAUGUGAUAGCUGUAGCUUGUUGUUAGCUUGUUGUUACCUGCGGGCAGAUUUGCUGUAAACAGCUCCUCAUUUUUGGAAGUCAUUGUUCAUAGGCAGAAAAGUUCUAUCGUAAAAGGGUGGAAAGAUCAUGCAGCUUUAUUACGGAGCUAAUUAUAUACUGCGGAUAUUAAUUGUUUUAACUUAUGCUCUCCGUGCAUUAUGAAUGAAUCAGUAACGUCAUCUGAUUUGUAAAAAGUACAUUUACCCAUUGCGUGAUAUAAAAGGUGUUCAUUGUCAAAGAGGCUAGCGUUUGUUUAAGUCAACAAACAUGGAUAAAAAGUCAUUUGACAUUGUCUUAGAUGAGAUAAGAAAGUGCGUCCUGACCGAUCAGCGCAUCAAAGCGAUAGAGCAGGUGCAUGGAUAUUUCUCCAGUGAGCAGGUGAUGGAGAUACUGAAGUACUUCUCAUGGGCUGAUCCUCAGGUCAAAGCAGUUAAAGCUCUGCAGCAUAAAAUGGUUGCAAUACCUACAACCAAAGUUGCAAAUAUCCUGAAUUGCUUCACGUUCUCAAGGGACAGAUUGGUUGUUCUGGAACUAAUAGCUUUGAACAUUUCAGAUGCUCAAAAUUACCGUCCUGUGGAGGAUCUGUUUCGCAUACACUUGUCUGAGAAGAAGCGAGCUCGCAGGAUACUGGAGCAAGUUUGUAAGGUUGGCUGCAAGGCUCCUGUAGCCAUGAUCUCCUCCUGUGGUAUGAUACCAGGGAAUCCUUACCCUAAAGGCAGACCCAGUCUGGUCACUGGCACAUUCCCCGGAAACCCUCCGAUAAAAAAAGAAGGAGAGAAGAAAGAUGAUACAUCUAACAAUAUGGAGGGGAAAGGAAUUGCUUCCCGGAUUAUUGGACCAUUCAAGCCUUUUCCUUCAACCUACAACCCUCAUCGACCUGUGCCCUACCCUAUACCGCCAUGCCGGCCCCAUGCUACCAUUGCACCAAGUGCGUACAACAACGCAGGCCUUGUUUCUGUGGGAGGGGUUAUAACAGCCAGCGUGCCCCCUCCCCCCUACAACUCCACCCACAAAGUAGCAGGUUAUGCCAAACCAGGGAAUCCACAGAACACCACUCCUGGAGUCAACAGCGGGCCCCUCCUCAUUCCUCAUGGAUCCACGCCCUCUACCCCUGUCCCACCCCAGGCUUCUCCUGCGCAACCGCCUCCCACAACUCCCAUCACACCAGUUUUCCCCGGCAUGGUGCCCUCUCACAACCCUAAUGCCCCCUCUCCCUCUCCUGCUCCAUCCCCAUCUGUCAUCAAAGCAGGACCACAGACCCCCAGUGGUCAUGCUACACCUACACCCUCAUCUGUCAUCAAAGCCCACACUCCUUCAGGCACCCCUUGUGGAACUCCUGUCCCUGGCAGUGGGGGCUUCUCCCCCUCCCCCUUCCAUGCUGUUUCCCGACCAGGCACCCCUGCUACCUCCCGCAGUGGCCCAGACCCCCUAUCUCAUAUGAACUCCAUGGGCGCAACUCAGCAGAGGGUUUUUUCCCAGUCCACAGACAACCAGUCAGGACCCACCUUCCCUGGCAUACACCCACAAGCAGGUAACCCCUCUGGGUCAGUGAUACGAAGUUACACCCCCUCUGGACCACAAUCUCUCACUCCUGGAUCUUCCACUCCAGUAAUUUCAAACUGUUCCACCCCAGGCCCCAGUCCCAAACCCUCUCCAGCUCAUUCUGCACAGGCUCAGGCUGCCAUUGCUGUGGCUGGAGCCCUGAACAGACACACUGGCGGUUGCAGCAGUGGCAGUAACAGCCCUGUGCCCUCUGCUUUUAAGGGCACCUCUCGUUCUGGCACUCCGUCUGUUAGCUCUCUGGUGGUCCCAGGUUGUGCGCAGGCCGCCCUGGCACGUUCCUUGGGUCUGUCACACCCCUCAGGUUCCCCUCAAGUCUCUCUCCCUAGUCCUGUUGCUAUUACUGGCCUCCAAGCUCUAUCUUCCAGCCCAGCUCCUUCUCAUUAUCCUGGCUUGUCCCCUUUCCCCUCCCUUUCUUCCUCUCUCCCUCCUUCCACCAUCCCUUCAUCCAUGCCCACGAUGCCUCCUACUACCAACAUUUCUAACCACCCAACAACCUCCAUCUACCCAGGCUUGGCUACCAACUCUGCGCCCAGUGCAGCUUCCCCUUUUGGUCUAGGCCUCACUUCUGCUCCUUCUAUAUUCCCAGGCCUUCCGCCUGGCCCUAGCCCCGCUGCCUUCCCAGGACUGGGUGUGUCAGGGGGGCACGGUGCGGGGAGCCCUGUAUUGUCUUCAUUCAUGGGACUACCAGGUGCCACUCCAACUUCAGUUGCAUCAGUGGCGCCACUGCAGGCAGCUGCAGCCGCAGCAGCCGCAGCAGCUGGGGUUCCAUCAUCAUCACCAGUUUUACCAGGCUUUGCAUCUGCCUUCAGCUCCAAUUUCCAGCCUGGGUUGAGCAGUGGACUCCAGCCCCCAGGAAGCAGUGGGUUCCCCAGCUUGCUGUCCUUCCCUGGUGUACCAGGUUUCUCUUCCUCUGCCUCCCCCGCUACCCUUGGUGGCCUCCACAACCCAACCAUGCAGUCUGCCCUGCUACAGGCUCAUCCCACAUCUGCUUUGGAAAGCUUUCCUCCUCAGCCCAACAGCUUUACCAACUACCCUCCAGGUCCAGGAAACCCCUUCCCCCUCCAACCAGGCCUGCACCCCCAGUUGGGUUGGCAGUAAAACCCACAGUUCACUUUGAAACAUUGAGUAGACUCAAAUGCUGACCCCUUAUCUUAAACCCUGCCCUGUUUCGUGUUUUGGCCUUGAACCUUACAGAGCACAGGACAACAGAUAGAGUGUUCAGUACUGUGUAUGUUACAGCCAGAAUGACUUACCACAAUGGGGAACAUUACCAUAAAAAACACUUGAAAUAGUGUGUGGGGGAGAAGACAUAUUUGUUAUAUUAUUCAUAGUGAACUGUUGUAAAUAUCAGUUGUUUUAGGUUUAAAAAUAGACUGUGACUGGUUUUUAAUGUUAUCUGGACUAUUUUUAAUGAAGAUUAUCAACAUUUAUUAGUGAAUAAUGAAUUAUAGAAAAUUUGAAAAAUUUACAUGAUAUCAUGUAAUGACCUGAUGGUAUCCUCAUGUAGUAUUUUAUGUCCAAUCUCAGUAGAAAGAACAUGCUUAUGAUACUCAUUGAGUAUCCUGAAUUGAAUAUUGUAUUAUGAAAUUAACUUUUUUGAGUCACAUUUUGAAGCGGGCACACCAUGAAUAUUUUAAAUCAUUGUUCUGUGUCUGGGAGGCUCGGGGUGUUGUCUACAAAACUUGCAUUUGGCAGCUCCGCUGAUGUUUGUGUUAUUUUCAGUGAACUUUCACUUGUGGCUGUCAGCAGUUUACUGUGAUUUACAUUUUGUAUGUUUACAACGUUCUUUUGACAGUGCUAGUAAUGUCAUUAGGGUAUUUGACCAAACACACUGUAUGCAGAUGUUUCUGAGAACAACGCUAAGCAUUUUUCGAAUGAUAUGUGGACUUGAGGUGUAUAACGUCUUUAUUCUUCAAUAAUGCUUUGCAACAUAGUAAAAACUGUAAUUUUCCUUCAUUUACUGUACACCUCAAUUAGUACUCUACCCACCAGGGAUUCACUCAGAGACAGUUACUUUAUUUUUAGAGUAAUAGACAUUUUGUUUGUUACACUGUGUUGUUUUGGUUUGUUUUGCCUUUUUUUUUUUGUAUUUGCAGCUGUUUUAUUAUUUUGUCAGUAAACUGCCGGUUGCUGUAGCUGUUUCUGUCUCUCUGUGCUAUGCAGUGCCAUUGCUAUUGGGCAGCCCUCUUAAAUCUGUUACUGAAAUUGGACAAAAUAAUGAGAAUGCCUGAUAGAAAAGAGGUUAAAUGUAUUUUAGUCACAGUUACAAAGACAGCGAGACAUGCAGAUCGUAGAGUUGAGGCCAGGCUGUUAUUUGCUUUUAAAGAGCUGGAACAACUUUCACCUAUUUAUGUGACUUUUCACAAAAUGUGCCUAGAUCAAAAAGAGUUUAAUAGUCUGGUAAAUUGCAAGUGCUUUGGUUUAAAAAAACAAAAAACAUUUAUGUCGUAAAGGGACAUCCCCAUGGUAUAAUGGUCACACCUCUACUUCGUAUCAGCAAAGGAAAGGUAAAAAGGUCCAGGUUUGUGGUCAGUGAAAGACUCAACUAAUACAAUAGUUGCUAUAUAUUACAAAUUGCAUCUUCAAAAAGGAACAAAUAAUUUAAUCUGUUGAUCUGCUGAUGUUGGGUUGCAUGAGUACAAACGGUGUAAGGGAGAUGACAUAUAUAGAUGACAUUAUGAAUGGAAGUAUGUAUACCCACAUACUGAAUGGAAAGAUGACUUCCAGUCUCAAGAAACUUGGCAAGGCAGGAAUUUUCCAAUAUGACAAAGGUUCCAUCGCAUUGUGAAAAUCACAUGAGUAUGUAAAGAACAAAACGGUGAAAACUGGCCGAGCAUGUCCCCUGAAUUGAAUCCAUUAGAAAAACCUUUGGAUUGUUUUAAAGCAGAAGUUAGAGCAAAAAAACCAUUCCAGCAAAGACCAGCAGAAAAGAAUCAUCUGUGAAGAAUGGGCAGAACAUAUCUGCACAAGUUUGUGCAAGACUGGUAUCCAUGUCCAGGAGGAUCGAAUCUGUCAUCAAAAAUAAAGGUGGAUAUAAAAAAUAUACCCCCCCCCC